CUCGGCUGGCACUAUCAGCAGCAGCAGGCCCGCGACCGAUCAUCGACAUCAUCCUCACCUUGAUGAUUUGCUUAACAUCCCAAGGUUUUCUGUUCCACAAGGACAAACAUUUUAUAAACACUUUAUUUUUUUAAAACGGAAAUCUUUGAACAGUCAUUGCAAAGUAUGUUCACAAAUAGAACUGCAUGGUUCUCAAAUAGCGUGAGAAGAGGAGUCCGUUGGUUUUGGGUAUCUGAGGGUGGAGCUAUUACAAGUUGGGAGACUGCAGACUACCUUUUCAGUGAGGAUGCCACCUGUCCUGAUACAGUCAGGAUAUUUGAGAGUGGGGACUAUGCUGAGAACAGGCUGACAGUUUUUCACAGCUUCUAUCUAGCUGCUUGUGAGAAAUGCCACAGUGUCAAGUCGGUGUGCAUCGGUCAUUAUGUGCUGCCUCCAGUCUCUGUCCAGGAGGUGGUGAAAGCAGUGGUUGGGAGAUUCAUUUGGGAGCAGGAGGAUAAUGCAAAGGCUGUUGAAACAGAGGAUUCAGAUGACAUAUUGGCAUUGGGCAAUAGGCAGAAGGAAGAGGACUGCAGUGGAGAUUACUGUGAUCACACAGACAUCAAUACUUGUAUGGAUCUCCUGAUCAGCUACUAA
This is a messenger RNA of Coregonus clupeaformis (lake whitefish), 633 nucleotides long. Its product is annotated as telomere repeats-binding bouquet formation protein 2. Gene Ontology annotation, cellular component: nuclear inner membrane. Gene Ontology annotation, biological process: meiotic attachment of telomere to nuclear envelope; homologous chromosome pairing at meiosis. The record is from RefSeq and is a predicted model, not a curated record. Bases 166 to 633 code for a protein of 155 amino acids. Lineage: Eukaryota; Metazoa; Chordata; Actinopteri; Salmoniformes; Salmonidae. The transcript is spliced from 5 exons.